This is a messenger RNA of Danio aesculapii, 1592 nucleotides long. RefSeq names its product talin rod domain containing 1 (gene tlnrd1). The record is from RefSeq and is a predicted model, not a curated record. Lineage: Eukaryota; Metazoa; Chordata; Actinopteri; Cypriniformes; Danionidae. Gene Ontology annotation, molecular function: actin binding.
GAUUGAUUGAAGGGAUAUUUAAUUAGAUCUUUCAUCAUCAGCCUGAAUUUUGUCAUACAAAAAUAUAUAUAUAUUUUUCUGAAGUACUUCCCUCUUAUUCCGAGUGCAUCGAGUGAAGUUUCUGGUUUUCGCAAACAAGCUUAAUGGACUUUAUUUUUCUUCUGAAGGACAUUAUAGGCCAGUUUCACUCCGUGAGAAGCUGUGGAAGUCUUUAUAUUUACUGAAGAAAAUGACAUGAGGCACAUGUUACCACACAAGAGCGUGUUGCCAUCUUUAUUUUGAACAUUAGAGCGACCACACUACUAUGGCUAGUAGUGGCUCGGGAAAAUCAGAUAGCGAGGUUCCUACCAACAUCCUUAGCGGCAGCUUGCAACAAAGGAAAAGACUUUUAUCCAUCUGCGACGCAUGCAAGAGCAAAAUGCAGCUGGUGGCUGACCUGCUCCUGCUAUCCAGCGAAACCAGGCCGGUGGUGAACGCUGAAGGCCAGCCUGUAGCUGAGACCUUCGAGAAAUGCCGCGACACAGUGAUCGCCAGAACUAAGGAGCUGUCUAUUAUUGUUCAUGACAUUCAGAGCCAACUCAACAUGGGGAAGUUCCUGGAGGUUGGCGACCGGCUGGUGGAGAUGGGGGAUUUGGUGGUCUCGCUAACCGAGUAUUCAGCGCAUGCUGCUUAUUUAGCAGCUGUGGAGAUCCCAGGGUCUCAAGCUGCAGUUUCGGGCCUGGUGGAUCGGUAUAAAGUCACUCGAUGCCGGCAUGAAGUGGAGCAAACAUGCAACAUUCUGCGCCUCACAGCAGUGGGGGAUCUAACACCUCCGCUUCUUCUGGAGGUCUCGCAGAACAUCCUAAAGAACCUCACCAUGCUCACGGACGCCUCUUCUCUGGCCAGUGAUAAAUCAAAGGAUAAGUUUGCUAAGGAGCAGUUUAAAGCUAGCGUCAAGUGCAUGAGCACAAGUGCUACAGCUUUGUUAGCUUGUGUCCGCGAGCUCAAAGCCUGUCCCAGCGAGCUGACGCGGAACCGAUGCGUCCUCUUUAGUGGGCCGCUCAUCCAGGCAGUGCAUGCUUUGGUGGGAUUCGCCACAGAGCCGCAAUUCCUGGGUAAAGCCGCCAGCAUAACACCUGAUGGCAAAGGAGUGCAGACUGCCGUCCUGGGUGGUGCCAUGAGCGUGGUUUCGGCCUGCGUGCUCCUAACUCAAGGCCUCAGGGAUAUUUCCCAGCAUCCUGAAAGCAGCUCGCAGAUGCCCGUCUAUCGGGAGCGGCUACGAAACUCUGCAUGUGCCGUCUCUGAUGGAUGCACACUCCUGUCUCAGGCACUAAGGGAACGAUCCUCACCUAGAACUUUACCGCCAGUUAACUCUCAUUCUGUGAAUUAAACAAAUCCUCCCCGGCACCCUGUUUAUUUGUUAUGUUUUAGUUUAUUUUAAUAUUAUUCUAUUGACGUACCAAAGAAUCUAAUCAGGUUUAACCCCACAUGGUAUGACUUAGGGCUGGGCGAUGAGUUGAAUAUUGGAUUUGUUUUGGUUUUACUGAUGAUUUAACCGUGUGGAAUAUCAAAGGUUUUUAUUUACAAUAAAUUAAAAAGCAUCAGGCAUUUUG